AUGACCAACGGUCUAUUCACAGCCUGGGCCCAAUGUCCCCUAGGUGCGGCCAUCAAGGCUUCCCAAACGGGGAAAAUAAAGGUAGGAUGGACAAUCGCGAAGAUUGAGUUGCUGAAGGCCAGGCCUCUUCAAUGCUUCCGCUGCUGGGGUCAUGGACAUCUAAAAGCUAACUGCACGUCACCUAACGAUAGGAGCAAGAACUGCUACAGGUGCGGAGAAGAAGGCCACUCUGCGUUGGCUUGUGUUAAUCCACCGGCGUGUGUGCUAUGCAAGGAACAGGGCAAGGACUCGCGUCAUCGUGUAGGCUCCACGCAAUGUAAGGCAGACUUCAUCACAGUUAAGAGAGGAAAACCGGGUCGGAAGGCCGAAGAAGAAAUGAUCACGGAAAAUGCAACUUGGCGAACUGCUGGCAAGCCCAGCAUCUAUUUGAGCAGCACACCCUAG
Molecule: messenger RNA, 444 nt
Organism: Nylanderia fulva
Lineage: Eukaryota; Metazoa; Arthropoda; Insecta; Hymenoptera; Formicidae
Source: RefSeq, a predicted model, not a curated record